Molecule: messenger RNA, 3191 nt
Organism: Pecten maximus
Lineage: Eukaryota; Metazoa; Mollusca; Bivalvia; Pectinida; Pectinidae
Product: paired mesoderm homeobox protein 2-like
Exons: 3
Coding region: 272-1105 (277 amino acids)
Biological process (GO): regulation of DNA-templated transcription
Molecular function (GO): DNA-binding transcription factor activity, RNA polymerase II-specific; DNA binding
Source: RefSeq, a predicted model, not a curated record
ACACGCAUUAUAUAGCGUUGAGCCCUGCCUCUGUGUCUCUUGGUUUUAUCAAGCUAAGCCAAGCGGUCUCUUAAAGAGCGAUAAAUCUGGAGAUAAGGCCGAAGCACGGGCUCAUUAGAAAAGGACCUCCGCUUCAUUACUAGCCACUCUUGAGGAGCCAGUUCAUAUGUCUACCCAGGAAACUUGUUAUACUUAAUCCGGGGCUGUAACUCACAAUUGAUUGUUCGUUAAUACCGAGUACCUGGUUUGAUUUUCUCAUUUGUGUGAGAAAAUGAGUAGUUAUACGCUAUCAGCGACAUCAGCGGAGCAUCAAUUUGCGAACAAUUUUGACAAAGUUGCCGCAUAUCAGAACGCUCUACAGAAUAACAAGGCCAAUUUUUCUGUUAGCCACUUAUUAGAUUUAGAGGAAUUACCAAGUGAAAAUUGUGCUAUGUACGCGAACACAGAUCCUCAGCCUGGUCUACCCACACAAGCAUGUACCCCAAACUUGAACGGCACCCCGAAUGGGGGACUGACAGAUCUUGGGGAGGACCCACCAAGCCCACAGGACAGGAAUGGACCAAACCAACAAUCCAAGGACUCGCCACAGAGCAAUGACGAUGACAAAGAUGACAAGGAUGGCAAAAGACGACGAAAACAGCGACGAAACAGAACAACGUUCAACAGUACACAGCUAGCAGCAUUAGAGCGAGUGUUUGAGAGAACACACUACCCAGACGCCUUCGUUAGGGAAGAACUGGCGAGGAGGGUCAAUCUCAGUGAAGCUAGAGUACAGGUAUGGUUCCAAAACAGAAGAGCAAAAUUCCGACGGAACGAACGAAAUAUGAUGGCUCAACGCGGAAACCUUUACGGACGGCCAGAGAACACACCAAUUGAACAACCCAUCACGCCCCGCCCAUCAUCAAUGAACAAUGACAACUUGUCGUGGUACGCCCCUCCUGCGUACAGUCCCUCAACGACAACAAACAGUUGUGCCUUGGCCAACCAUUCGUACACACCUCCUCCCCCAAACAUCGGCUCUAGCAUCGCUUGUCUUCGACUCAAGGCGCAAGAAUACAAUAAUGUUAUGCAACAUAAUCCCUACGCGCAUCAAAUGCAGCAAUGACUAGGCGGAGGGGGUGUGGGAGUGGGUGGGGCUAACCUUGCGGGCGGAUCAUUGGGAGGGGAAAAACAGACUUAUGGAAGCCCAUACGCGCAAUUUGGUCAGGAAAUAAAUCAUGGACUUCAAACACAAGACAGUGAUAACUACACAAUUGCUCAGAUAUAGCCAAAUGUAUCAAGCACGAAAAUGUAGUUUUACUUUUAUUCAAUUGUGUUACGACUGAGUAAUACGGAUGUUGCUGACAAGGUAUUAGAAAUUCCUGAUACUUGUUAUAAAACAGCCUGGAUCUCAAUUCUGACAAUUUCAUAAAGUGAAGAAGACAUUGAGAUACAGAGAAAUCUAUAGGAUUUAUAAUAUCGUAUCCACCGUAUGGUCUCCUACAACAACUGCAUCAUUGGUAUUCCGGAAGUAUGUCAGGUUUCAUGAAUAAAGACUUCCGGUUAUGAUGUGCGCAUGAAGAUAGGGAAAGCUAUUGGCGGUGCUUAAGUGUGUCUUGCAUGUGGUCAAUAAUAGAAAUCAUUUUAACAAUACAAAAGAGGAAGAAAUGAAAUACGGGUGCUAUCACACAAUGCAAUAACGCCGCCCCUUCCAAACAAACAACGAGUUUAACAUUUCAUCCAAUCGUUAAAAUGUUAUAUUAUUUGGUAGUUUUGGUAUCAUACUGCUUGUUAGAACAGACAAAUUGGAAAGUAAUGGACAUCGUUGAAAACUAAUAGUGCCUUAUCAAAAUUGAAAUAUUAUCUGUCAUUAUACAAUAGUAGUUAUUUGUGAAUAAUAUUCCUAGACCUUUAAAAGUUGAAAGUACGAUAGGAAGAAAAUGCCGAAACUCUCAGCAGCAUUCGAAAACUCUUGUAGCGCCAAAAAUAUCUAGCGGCACAUGAUUCAGAAAGAACUUUGUGUCUAUACGCCGUCUUCCUGGAGUGUUAAAGACAUACCUGCCUGGAGAUUCACGUGCUGAUAAUGUCACGUGAUGCGGAUCGGCAAGUGAAAGGUAUUCUUAGCAACACAGUAAUCAUCCCUACUGAUUCCGUCUCAUUGACAUUAUCAUCGAAAAUAUCGUGCGCGAUAAAGAGGAGUAACUUCUCAUUGACAGUAUCAAGAUCAUCAGCAAAGGUCAACUGGCUCAAGUGUUAGCAUAUCGUCAAGGAUAUUUGUCUUGAUCCAGUCUUAAUAACAACAUUUAAACAAGCGGUCUAUGAAUAGCUAUGUUGAGCUAGUUGUACAAUAUAAACAAGACAAUAGCUUUUAAAACAUUAUUGGGAUUUGAUGAUACAUACUUAUGUAUACUAUAUUAGCUACAAUGUUUUUUUUUAUUUGAAUUGCUGCAAAACCUGUGAUUGAUAAGAUAGCUUACAUAAACAUUUAGAGUUUAUAAGAUUGUUAUGUCUGCCAUGCGAUGAUGCCUAUUUCAGUUAAACCGUAUCAGGGAUAUAUGACCAUCAACCAAGAGAUAUCAUAGCUGUCAAAAUACUCUUGUUUAUUUUUUUGUUCUUUUAAAACUGACACUCAAAAAGCCGUGUGUAAAACCAUUUAUUUAUUAAUAACAUUUUAAUUGAUUUUCAAUUGUUUUUGAGUGCUAAAUCUCUUCAAUGCACUAUUAAGUUAUGUAUUGAUGGAUCGCCGAUAUUAGAGAAGUACGAAUAACCAUUGAACAUUUUAAGUCCUUGUCAAGUGCUAUAGACAAACAGGGAUACAUGUAUCAUUAUGAAACAAAAUAUACCAUUAUUGUAAAUAGCAUUGAAUGAUAGUGAUUUUAUGUAAUGAUGACGUCACAAUGAUACUUGUUAUGAUGUGAAAAAGACAUGAUUGUUGAAUAUCUUGUUCACCAUGUACGUGAGUGUUCGUGUUACAAAUGUUGGUACAGAGCAAAUGAGCAAAUGAAUGUGUAUGUUUAUUACUGGCGCAUGCGCGUGAGAGAAAUGUGAGAGAGCGUGUUGGUGAACUUGUGGUCCCCAAAGGACAGUAUUUUCACUGUUGUACACAUCUCCUUACUGUUGUAAAUGGUACUGUAAACUAUUUUCAUACGUUUAAUAUCGUUUAAUAUCUUUAUUGAUAUGCAUAAUUAUAAAAUAAAUCUUUUUGAUAUAAA